UCUCACUUGACUUUUAUUUACACGGGCAUUGGCAUGUGAGUGGCAUGAAGUGGAACGGAAAAGGGGUAAACUUGGGUGGUUUUGUGGGGGGGAUUAAGGGGGGUUUUGGGUGGUUUUUCUGGAUCUGCUUUCGGUUGGCUUGCGAAGAGAUAUUGCAACUGCCUGCCGCCGUUUGUUACCUUUGUUUGUGAAAGUUCUCCGUGCGCCGGUUUUUUUUUUUUUUUUUUUUUGUUUUUUGGGGCUAGGGCAAAGUGCCAAAUUGGCCUAAUGGCGUUAAUGCGAAUACGAGUCGAGACUGAACCAGCCAGCAACUUGGUCCCCACAUCAAAGGUCGUUUACAGAGCACCCGUUUCGGUUUCAGUUUCAGUUUCGAGUUCCAGAUUUGGAUGCAGAUGCAGUUGCAUUUCGAGAGAUUGGGUGCAGUUGCCAAGGAGAAGGCUUAAUGGACCCACUCCCACUGGCCACUCACAAUGCAAUGCAAAUCAAAGCACUCAAAAAGUUAAGCAAUUUGGCAACGAAUGCUAAUGGAAGUCGAGCACAUUCCUGGGACUCAUUUCGGCUUUGCUUCAUUUAAGUUUUAAUUCCCGCUGACUUGGCAUGUUCUUGAAAUUCGAAAAAGGAACUUGGCUAAUCGCAAAUUGUCUGAAAGCAAUGCAAUCCAUGAGAAAGCUAUCAUUUAGCAAAGGAAUUUCAUAUGUAAUACUUUGGUUAUGCUACACAUUUUGUUGGUAGUUAACCCAUUAACUAGUGGGAGAAAUCUUUAUUUGAAUAUGGCACCUUUUUCCGCCUGUUCCAUUUGCAUGGGAAGAACUCGAAAGAUGGUCAAGGAUCCCCUCUCCUCAAAGCAAGUCUACGUGUGUCCGAAAUGCUGCAACAGCAAGUUGCAUAAAAAAAUGCAUUCAAUUGGAGCAGAUAAAUUAAAGAAGAAUGUGCACGUAAAAUCUUUGGCAAAUGAAUCGAAAGCCUGCCAGGAUAAAAAUCAAAUCUCCAAGAUUCCAGGUGAUGGAUGUCCAACGACCAAGAGCAAAUGUUAUAAAAAACUAGAAGGUGAAAAGGGAAACCAAGCAAUCAAAGAGGAGGAUUCCAGGGAUAUCAGCAAAAGCACUCAAAUGUUUCCACAAAAAAUCACUCCUCCUCUCAUGCAACUUGUGGUGAUUAAAGACCGAAAGUAUGUGGCCAUCAGUGAAACAGCUGACGACGAGUGAAAUUAUAUUAAAACCUAUUUUUAUAUUAUAAAAGCUGAAUUUAAUUAAACUAUUUUCGGUGUCA
Drosophila ficusphila is the source of this 1269-nucleotide messenger RNA. RefSeq lists its product as uncharacterized. The coding region runs from base 711 to 1205 and encodes 164 amino acids. The transcript is spliced from 2 exons. The record is from RefSeq and is a predicted model, not a curated record. Lineage: Eukaryota; Metazoa; Arthropoda; Insecta; Diptera; Drosophilidae.